GUCUGCUACUCUGCGUUGUAGCGUUCUUGUUUUGUCUGGUUACAAGUGAAAAUUGUCGAUUUUUCAGAAGAUUUUUGGAAAAUCCGGUAAAAAUUCGCGCGCGCUGAAUACUAUGCUCGAGAUUAACGGCAGUGACUCGUACAUCACUUCCCAUCCACAAAACUGCGUGAUUUUUUACAAUUUGUUUCAAAAUACUGUUCGCAGAAGAAAAUCGACGAGGAAAUUUUUUCAACAGACCGAAAACAACAUGCUGGAGAUGAUGUUGGGUGUUGCACAACCUCAACUCUUCCUCUGGUAGGGCCCAAAGGCUAGAAAAAUUUCCGCACCUACAAAAGGCGAAUCUAAUUUCCUUGCAAGAUGCCAUUCACCAAAUCUGUCCCUGCUCAAGCUGCAUCAUGGCGAGAAACCUCCAGCCACAACAUUCGAUCCGCAACACAGAUUUUAUUCGAUCAAUCAAACCAAUCAAUCGGCUAUGCACGAUUACGAAGAGGACUUCUGCGAUUUGGAGACGAUGAAAUUCGUGAAUCCCUACGAAAUCAAUCCGAUCGCCACUACACGCCCACAAAACACCAUUAUGGAUCAACAGAUAGGUUUUGUGGUCUACAACAAGCAGCAUCAGCGCAUCAGGUGAGUGUAAACCCAAGCGAGGAUGUAACCACGCAAAACCCGCUAAAAAUGGAGGAAUUCAGCGAUCUUUCAGCUCUUUUAAUGGGCGCAAAUGUAGAGUUCAUCGACUCUACAGAUGAACUGAACACCCCAGUAUUCGAUAAAGAGGCGUUUAAAUUUCCACAACAAUCAACACCCGCUAAACCGGACAAGAUCAAAGCAAACCCAAAAGUAAAAGUCGAAACACUCCAACACUAUUCGUACUCAGAUUUGAAUCUAUCCGCGGAUAAUCAAGUCCACACCAAGGAAAACUGUUGUUCGUUGGGCAAUGAACAGUCCGAGAUGUAUUUAUAUCAGCCAUUUGCCCAGUCUUUGUACAAUCAAGGCGCUUACAGCCCGGUUUUCCUUCAAGAUAAUACGGCCAUCAAUCAGCCGCGUUUAUAUAGCACUAAUUUAAGUUCAAACAAUCAUUUUAACUCAACUACCACCUCGCCUCAAGACGACCGAUAUUCCUACAUAUCGUCGCCAGCCAAUCUACAGCCCGAACCUACAGGAAAAGAACAGCUUCAGCAUACGUUGAGGCUCAAUCUGAUGGCUGAACGGUUCAAGUUUCCCAUCAAAGAGGAGGCGAUAUCGACCUUAAACACACCAGAUGUUAUUGAUGAGGUUGUUCAGAUGGGGACUGACUUCAAUAUCCUGGAUUUGGUCGAUAAUGAGGACAUUUCCAUUAUAAACGAGGACGAGGCAUUUGUUUCAACACUGACCAGCCCGACAGCCUUCAAAUCGGAACCAUCCACACCAUCCACCACCACCAGUCGAUCCAGUUCGAUUCGAAGAACGAAGAAACGGAAAAUGUUUCAAUUGGACGACGCCGAUGACGGUGAUGAUGACGAUGAUGAUUACAUCCCGCCAACCUACAAGAAACGAUCCUCUGCUUACCGACUGGCAGCCAACGACAUGGAUAACAGCGAUUCUUCAGACGAUUCGCUGGAGCAGCCAACAAAGCCCAGAACGCGAAGCAUCUCAGUGUCGAAGACACGCGGCCGUCCGCCCAAGCGUGGUGAAUCUGUGUCCAGUGACGGUUCGAAAGACCAGGACGUGUCGAAGUAUCGCGAGUUAAGGGACAAGAAUAAUGAAGCUUCACGAAAAUCGCGCCUCAAGAGGAAAGUGCAAGAGCGGGAGUAUGAGAAGGAGGCUGCUGACCUGUACGCCAAGAACAUCCGGCUCAAGACUCAAGUGGAGGAGUUGGAAAAAAUGGUCGAAUCUUUCAGAAACAAUCUCUUUCAAAUGCUAGUUACUAAGUAAGCAGGCUGCUCUAGAACUUAAGGUUAUUAGUAGAUUUUUUCCUUGAAAAUCUGUUAUAGGAUUCAGUUGAGCCACAUUUGCUUAUAUGGCCUCAGUUUCGCUCUCCGAAGUUUUGCUCUAAACUUCCGAGCUUUACGUUGUCGCUGACUUGUUAUUAACUUCAGCAUUGCUACCUUUUCGUAGCGAUUAUAUAGUUUUAAUUCACUUGUGCUUAAGUACCUGCUACACUUGUAACUGUUUUUAUAUCUAUCUCUAUAUAUAUAUAUGUUUGUUUUUCUCUAUCUAAAGACUUGUUCUGAAACCGACGAUUGUUUGUUCCAAUCGAAGACCAUCCAAAGUGCUGACCAGUGACUCGAACCGAAACACUUUGCCUUGUAUUAAUGUAACAUUUAGUUUAUUAUGUUUUAUCUAUUGUAUUGUUGAUUAAUCAAUGAGAAAAUUUGGAUUUUUGCCGAUAAAAUUAUUAUAACGAUGACAAUGUUUGUGUUGAUUCAUUCAAGUUCAUUAAUAAAGUGAUUUUAUUUGUA
Dendroctonus ponderosae (mountain pine beetle) is the source of this 2438-nucleotide messenger RNA. RefSeq lists its product as uncharacterized. The record is from RefSeq and is a predicted model, not a curated record. Gene Ontology annotation, biological process: DNA-templated transcription; regulation of transcription by RNA polymerase II. Lineage: Eukaryota; Metazoa; Arthropoda; Insecta; Coleoptera; Curculionidae. The transcript has 7 exons. The coding region runs from base 358 to 1911 and encodes 517 amino acids. Gene Ontology annotation, molecular function: DNA-binding transcription factor activity, RNA polymerase II-specific; RNA polymerase II cis-regulatory region sequence-specific DNA binding.